Messenger RNA from Macrosiphum euphorbiae (potato aphid), 2145 nucleotides. Lineage: Eukaryota; Metazoa; Arthropoda; Insecta; Hemiptera; Aphididae. The record is from the annotation of a GenBank genome assembly.
AUGAACAGAUACUACGAGGCGUACCCGAAAAGCGGCGGAACCAUGCUGACCCUGCCGCCGCCGCCGCUGUCCGACCCGUCGGCCACGUGGAACUCGUACAGCUCGGAACCGGUCAAAGGGCUCGGAAACCGGAUCAAGCCGGACAGGAACCGACAGGCGGUUAACGUGCAGAAGAUGCAGUGGCGCAACUCCAACUGGGUGGACGGGUUCCCGGAGCUGGUGGGCUCGAUGACCAUUGCGGACGUGAGCCCGAGGUUCGCGGUGAAGCGCAUCCUGCUGCUGUACGAGAACGCCCAGUACAGGGAGGCGGCAAACUUUGUGAACCGGCUCAGCCACAACACUUUCAAGGCGAUCCUCGACCAGCUGCCCAUCGACCUGUUCGUCGAGGCGAUGCCGCACAGCCUGUCAAUACUGGAGGCACUCUACGCCAAAGUAUUUCUGUCGUCUGACUGCGGUGUCAAGGUGCUCCGGCCCGACCACGUGCUCAUGCGGCUCGUCAAGCUGUUCACCGGCACCGCGGCGGGUGGAGCUGAUCGGUGGCUGGGCAGCACGCGCAAGCUACUCAAGGUGAUCGUGCUGUCCGAGCCCAAGCUGCGGAAGGCGCUGCAGGUGCGCCGCCGGUCGCUAGACAAGGCGGUCGAGGGCCUCGGACAGCAUGGGCUGGUGGGCACCAGCGACGAGACGCUCACAAACCUGCACGACGCGCUCAAGGUGGAGUUCCAGAAGCUGGUUGACACGUACAAGGCGGCCCUGCUCAAGCUGGAAGAGCUCAGCCUGUCUGGCAAGCGGGACGGCGUGAGCAAGGGCCCGGCACCGGUGCAGGCGUCGCACCAGCGGCAACUGUCCCUGCAGCAGUCAGACAUCCAGGAGCGGCUCAUCAAGAACAAGACGCUGCUGAACGUCGUCGAACCCGUACUGGAGAACAAGUCGAUGGCCAUACUAUUGACCAUACUCAAGCGGCGGGUUGAGUACGACAAGGACGCUCUGUUUCAGUUCACUCAGCUCCGGAAGGAGCUCAAAGUAGAAUCGGAACACGUGGUGGCGCCUCUGCUCAUGAGAUAUUCGCACGCUUGCGAACAGGUUUUGGAAUUUAUGAAGGAAGUCGCGGAGGACGAAGAUUCCAGCGACAUAUCUGGCUACCAUUCGGACUCGGACAGUGCCAUAAUGAUGUCGGGAAAUUCGCCGUAUGUCACCAAGAGAGCCAGACACAAUUUCAUUUCACGAUCAGUGCGGUCAAGCAGCAACCACAGCACUCGGACUAGAUUAGUAAUGAGCACUGGAUCGAGUUCGGCGAGUCCCCCGGACGGCGGAGAGUCGUCUACGACAGCGACACCGAAUUGGGAAUGGUCAACCGAGAAAUCGAUGAAUACGUUGACCUGUUGUCGUAAGUGUGGACCACAGACUGCUUUGCAAUUGCAGACCGUUAGCGAUGAUCGAGAGAAGUUGGCCUUGCAGACGGAACUGGAAACCACAAAAGUCGAACUAGAAAGAACAAAAGCUAAACUCGAGUCUUUAAACAAGGCUGCUAAACAGGCACAGUCUUCGAAGGAGUUGAGUGGACCGAGAUUGGUCAGAUGCUACGGUAACCUGUAUUCGCAAGCCCGAGUCGAGGCUCUCGAGAAACUAGACGUGUUGCCUCAGCUCGCCGACGCCACCGAACUGAAAUCGAAAAUCCUCUUCUCCGUUGUCGUCUUGGCGUUCAGGUCGACCCAGGCCAUGUUGAGCCUGAAAAAAGAACAGGUGAAACGGCUGCUGUUCUAUCCGACGCCGUCCGGUUCGGCACACGUCGAAUUGGAGGCUUCCAUCUGCUCCUAUUUGAGGAGGACGGUGGACACUUUCGAUUUAACCCAGUGCAUCGAGGAAGUAAGCUCUCAGCUGUGGGCGACAUUGUACGACUAUCCGUGUCUAAAAACGUGCGCUGGACUACAUCAAUACAUUUGUGACGCAGUACGCUUAGCUUGGGCUCUAGUAAAUCAGACGCCUAGCUUUGUACUGGAAUACGAACAGAGAUCGUUUAAGCGGGACCUGCACGUGAGAUAUCAUUCUUCAGAUUUGGAGAGUAAUCAAGUUCGGACUUACCUGUGGCCUGCACUGCUCGAAGGACAAGCUGGACCGUGUGUACACAAAGCAGUAGUACUUACUUAG